AAUACUUUUACAUAAUUUAAUACGUCUUUGUUUGACUGCUUGGUUAAGAUUUAAGCACAUUUGGGCAUUGCGAACACCCAACAAUUGAUUCCACACUUCUAGCGUAGAGGAAUUGCCUUCAAGUAUUAACAACAUUUGCUGGUCUAUCCUGACGAAAGCUCCUCAAUCCAUUUGAACUAAAUCAUUCUUCAGGUACACAAAAGCCAAUUGAUAAGUUGAAAUGGCGACAAAGGAUUUCAAUUCAAACGACGAUGAAGCAGUCAAUAUAGAGUGUAGGAGGCUUUAUGUGGCUGCGAUGAAUGGUGACUGGAAAUCUGUUAAGGACAUACCAAACAUUGAAAGAAAAAUUACAAAGAAAGGAGAAACCACUCUUCAUAUUGCUGCUGCAGCAAACCAAGAAGAGUUUGUGAAGAAUUUAGUGAAUAGAUUGAGCUGCGAAAACCUAACAGCUGUAAACAUUGUUGGGAACACUGCUUUGACCUAUGCUGCUGCAACUGGAAAUGUGAAUAUUGCCAAGGCGAUGAUGAAGAAAAAUAGUAACCUGCCAAAUCUAGGUAUUAGGGUGAAACCACUCUUUAUGGCUGCUUCGUUAGGACACAGUCAAAUGGUGCAGUUUCUUUAUUCUCAGACUAAAGAGAUAGUUUGCGGGUGGGAUGAAAAUGAACAAGCUAAACUAUUUAUCAGUUGUGUCGAGGGUAACUUAUACGGAGUAGCAUUGGAAAUGCUGAAGGCCAACCCUAAUUUUGCUACCGCUAGAAACACGGAUGGAGACAGUGCAUUGCAUGUGUUAGCUCGCAAUCCUUCUGCAUUUGUUAGUCAAACUCGACCACGGUUGAAGUUAAAACAGGAAAACUCGAAGCAAUCUCAAGCCAAUAAACUAUUUGAAAAUUGUCUUCAGGCUUACAGAGGUGAUGUUGAGAAUUCAUCAGUGAUUCCACAUGUUCUGUUUGAUGCAGCAGAAGCAGGAAAUAAUGAGUGCUUGAUCAUGCUUAUUCGUUUUGACUUUGAUCUAUUAUGGAAAACAAGAAAUAGUAAAAGCAUAUUUCAUGUAGCUGUUGAGAAGCGCCAUGAAAGCAUAUUCAAUUUACUUUAUGAGGUAGGCUCAAUUGGAGAUCUAAUAAUAAAUACAAAAACUGAAGAUACAGGCAACAUUUUGCAUUUAGCUGCAGGAUUGGCGCCUAAAGAGAAGCUGAAUGCUAUAUCAGGAGCAGCUCUUCAAAUGCAACGAGAAAUAUUAUGGUUCAAGGAGGUGGAAAAGGUUGUACCACCUGCGUUCAAAGAAAUGAAAAAUGGAAACGGGGAAACACCGUAUGUUUUAUUUGCGAGGACACACGAGGAAUUAAGGACGAAGGGAGAGAAGUGGAUGAUGGACACAGCUGAGUUUUCUAUGGUGGUUGCUACACUAAUUAGCUUUAUAAUGUUUACAGCCAUAAAAGCUGAUAAACUAAAGGAGAGUCCUAAUCUUUUUAUGGUCUUCUCAGUUUCAAGUGCAAUAGCAUUAUUUUGCUCAUCAACAUCCCUAGUAAUUUUCUUAUCCAUCCUUACCUCGCGUUAUUCAUACAACGACUUUCUUGUGUGGUUACCUAUUAGGUUGAUGAUUGGAGUCGCUUCACUUUUCAUCGCAAUUGCCGCCAUGAUGGUUACAUUUUCUGCAUCCUUUUGGUCAGAUAAUCAUAAUCAUCAGGAAUUGCCCUUGAUCUUUGUUGUCAUUGGUUUAUUCGCUUGUGUGUCAAUCUUAGGCUUGUUGCUGAAGUACCGCCUAUUUGUUGAUAUAGUCCGAUCUACCUUCUUUCGGUUUAAGAAACGUCGACGUCUACUUUAGGAGGAGGUAUCCUAUGGUCUAUUAUGUAGCGGGUGUCUUACAGUGAAUCCAACACUCCCUGCAAAAUGCUGGCGUAUAAAAUAAUUGUUGUUACUUUAACAGGAAUGGUCAGUCAAGUGCUAACUACUCAAUCUUUCUGUUGCUUUCCUUUCUACGUAUGUGUGAAAUGACUAUGAAUAAAUUUGUAUUAUAACGCUGGAUGAUGUUAAACACAUAUAAUC
Quercus robur (English oak) is the source of this 2043-nucleotide messenger RNA. RefSeq lists its product as uncharacterized. The record is from RefSeq and is a predicted model, not a curated record. The transcript has 6 exons. Lineage: Eukaryota; Viridiplantae; Streptophyta; Magnoliopsida; Fagales; Fagaceae. Bases 221 to 1822 code for a protein of 533 amino acids. Gene Ontology annotation, molecular function: protein binding.